AUGGGAACCGAUGACCUGUACAGGAAUCUGGCUAAGGAUUUUGACACAGUCGCGGGGGAGUCAGGAACCGGGAAGGCUGGAAUCCCUUCGACCCAAGGGAUUAACUUGUCUGAGCUCACACCACCAGGUUUCACCACUUUCAACAACCAGGCCUCGGGGCCUACUGGGACUACUCCGGGAACAACACAGUCUCUGAUCGGAACUUCAGCACCAGGGGGUACGGUGCCUACUUCCACACAAGGGCUCCUCAAUGUCACGAUCACUGAGCAAAUGCUAGCAAUGCUCAACUAUGCUACAAUCCGGCAACUGGCAGGGAUGCAGCGCCCUCUCGUUACCCCAACAGCAUUGGAAGAAGUCGAGCCCAUAACACACAAGAAAACCACCACAGUACCAGCCCAGGACAGGGACCGCGAAUUACCUAACAUAUCACACCCGGUCACGCAAAAGGGAAUGGGGAAUACCGGGGAAGGACAAGGGAGGAACAAGAGGAAGUUUGUCACUAACAAUGUCCAAAUCGAGGAUGUAGGUGACUCUACAAGUGGCACUACUCCACAGCGCAGUCGGGGCACCCAAAGAGAGAAUACCAGACUCAAAGAGAGGGUAUCAUUCCUUAAAAGUCAGUUGAAGAGCCUAGAAACGGAACUGAGAGAGCAUCCCCAAGAGACCGUAAGGAAUGAAGUCUCCGACGAGGAAGCAUAUUCAUCGGAGGAACAGGAGGAAGAACCUCGAAGGGAAAUUCCACACAAGCGCAGGGCCAUGGGCACAUCUGUGAGAACAGGACACUUUAACUCAAAGGUCAUGGCUAUUACCAGCGCAGCCAGUGAACCCACCAUAUCCUUUGGCCCGGAGGAUGCCAGAUCGCUAAUGUACCCCCAUGAUGACGCCUUAGUCUUCUCAACAGACGUGGCUGGAUGCCUGGUCCACCGAGUUUUCAUGGACUCGGGCAGCGCGGUGAAUAUUGUGUACUGGAACUGCUGGAAGGCCCUUGGCUCGGAUGUCAAUGUUGAACCAACGAAUGCACCACUCUAUGGAUUCUCAGGAGAAUCAGUAGUACCAAUCGGAAUGGUAGAACUGCCAGUCACCUUGGGACGAUCGCAGGGUUAUAAAACCAGAACAAUCAGAUUCUUGAUCAUAGACGCUCCGAAACCCACGUACAACAUCAUCUUGGGGCGGCCCGCUCUAAACACCUUCAAGGCAGUAGUUUCCACAUUCUACCUCAAAAUGAAGUUUCCGAUAGACGGUGGAAGGAUUGGGGAAGUGUGGGGGGAUCAAGCUACAUCGAAGCAAUGUCAUGUACAAACUUUAACCCAGCAACAAAAGGAUAAUAUGGGAGACGACCCCAACACUCGAAAGCAGAAACAAAAGCAAACAAAAAUCCCGGGGGAACCCAAUGAUCAAGGAAAUGAGAAGGUGGGGAUAGUCACCGCGUCAAACCCUGAACGCAGAGAAAUCAUGGAACUUAGAGACGGAAUUGAUAAACAACCCCUUGUAUCCACGAGUGACGCGUGCCUGCUCAUCGAACUUUUUCCUGACAAGGAGGGAUACACCACCAAGAUUGGAGCAGGAAUGACACCCGUCCUCCAAAGAGAAGUCACCGCAUGCCUGCGCAGGAAUGCGGAUAUAUUUGCAUUCAAUACUUCCGACCUCAAAGGGAUAGACAGAGAGCUAGCUGAACAUCGUCUUAAUGUAGACCCGAUGGUCAAACCCGUCAAACAGAAAACAAGACACUUCGGCGCGGAGAAGGACGCCGCAAUUCAGGAACAGGUCCAGGCCCUCCUAGAAGCAGAACACAUUACAGAAAUCCAGUAUCCCGAGUGGAUAUCUAAUGCGGUCAUGGUAGAGAAGAAAGCCAAAGUGUGGAGAAUGUGUGUGGACUAUAGAGAUCUUAACGCAGCUUGUCCUAAGGAUUGUUACCCACUCCCUCGGAUAGAUCAGCUAGUGGACGCUACUUUGGGGUGUGAACUCCUGUCCAUGAUGGACGCCUACCAAGGAUACCAUCAAGUGAAGAUGCACCCGGGGGAUGUCGCCAAAACUGCCUUCGCAGUGUGCACAGGGGUCUUCAGAUGGGAAAGCAUGCCCUUCGGCCUCAAGAAUGCAGGGGCCACAUACCAGCGUAUGAUGGACAAAAUUUUCAGGACACAGCUAAGGAGAAAUAUAUCGGUAUAUGUUGACGAUAUGCUGGUGCGCAGCAUCAAAGCCAGCUCCCACGUGGCUGAUCUGGAGGAAACCUUCUCGGUAGUCCGCAAGAACAGACUAAUGCUCAACCCCGCCAAAUGCACCUUUGGAGUGCAAUCAGGAAAGUUCUUGGGUUACAGGGUAACACCAGAGGGAAUUGAAGUUAAUGUUGACAAAGUCAAAGCCAUCCUGAACAUGACACCACCCAGGAAUGUCAAAGAAAUUCAAACACUCAAUGGUCGGAUUACCGCACUAAGUCGAUUCAUCUCACGCUCAGCUGAGCGGAGUCUCCCGUUUUUCAAAGUCCUACGGAAAGGAAGUCGAUUUGAAUGGAGUAGCGAGUGCCAGAGAGCUUUUGAAGAUCUAAAGGCCUACCUAACCAAACUACCAGUACUAACAAAGCCUUCUUCAGGAGAACCAUUGUACCUAUAUAUCUCUGUGGGAAUUGAAUCUCUGAGCUCAGUGCUGGUCCGAGAGGAGAACCGGCAACAAAAACCGAUAUACUUUGUAAGCAAGGUCAUCCAGGGUGCAGAGCUACGCUAUACUGAGGUUGAAAAGACCGCGUACACAAUCAUGAUCACGGCCAGAAAGUUGAGGCCAUACUUCUUAUCACAUAAGGUCAUUGUGAGAACAAUAAUACCAUUCAGACAAAUCCUAGGGCGACCGGAUCUAGUGGGAAAGAUGGUGAAAUGGGCCAUAGAGCUCGGAGAGUACGAGGUCGAGUUUGAGCCGCGCACUACCAUUAGAGCGCAGGCACUGGCGGACUUUAUUCAAGAAGCAACAAGGUGGCCUAUGAGGGGACCGUGGGCAGCACAGGUUGAUGGGUCGGUCACUAAAGAAGGGUGUGGGGUGGGAAUCUACAUCACCUCGCCCGAAGGGGAAGUCUAUCAAUUCGCUAUCAAGUUUGAAGAUAAGCUAUCCAAUAAUGAAGCCGAAUAUGAAGCAGUGUUAAGGGCAGCCCACAUACUCAGAGAACUCAGAGCCGACAAUGCAGUGAUUAAGACUGACUCUCAAUUGGUGGCGCAACAGUUAACAGGAGGUUACGGGAUAAAGGAAGAGAGAAUGAAACACUACUUCGACAAAGUCUAG
Molecule: messenger RNA, 3264 nt
Organism: Salvia miltiorrhiza (redroot sage)
Lineage: Eukaryota; Viridiplantae; Streptophyta; Magnoliopsida; Lamiales; Lamiaceae
Exons: 1
Coding region: 1-3264 (1087 amino acids)
Molecular function (GO): RNA-DNA hybrid ribonuclease activity; nucleic acid binding
Source: RefSeq, a predicted model, not a curated record